Messenger RNA from Impatiens glandulifera, 2317 nucleotides. Its product is annotated as protein REPRESSOR OF SILENCING 3. NCBI's taxonomy places the organism in Eukaryota, Viridiplantae, Streptophyta, Magnoliopsida, Ericales, Balsaminaceae. The transcript has 7 exons. Gene Ontology annotation, cellular component: nucleus. The coding region runs from base 60 to 2144 and encodes 694 amino acids. The record is from RefSeq and is a predicted model, not a curated record. Gene Ontology annotation, molecular function: RNA binding.
UUUUGGCUUAGUUAUUCAGCUAGGGUUUUGAUCCAUUUUUGAAUAGGCAAGGAGGUCGAAUGACGACUAUGAUGGAGGAGGAGGCGGCGGCGGCGACAGUGAUGGAGGAGGAAACGGCGAUGGCCGAGACUAGAAUAUUUUUAGGGGGACUCGGAGUUACCGUAACGGAAGAUCAUCUUCGCAGUGCUUUCUCAUCCUUGGGCUCUAUCAACUCUGUGCAGAUUAUCCGCGACAAAGGUCGCAGCAUGGCAUACUUCGAUUUUCUCCCUUCAUCCGAGAAAUCACUUUCCAAACUCUUCAGCAUGUACAAUGGGUGCAUAUGGAAAGGAGGUCGGCUAAGACUUGAAAAGGCAAAGGAACAUUAUACUACCCGAAUGCAAAGAGAAUGGAUGGAAGAUGCUAAACCUUCUAUAAUUGAAUCUAUUGAUGUUGAUGUUGAUGACACAACUAAAAUUACUGAUGUUCCUAGCAAGCUGAAGAAACUAUCGAAGGAAGAUCAGCCAAUGCUUCGAAUUUUUUUCCCAUCUUUUAGAAAGGUUAAAUUAUUGCCUAAAAAUGGCACUGGUAAACACAAAUACAGCUUUCAGCGUGUUAAUGUACCUUCAAUGCCUGUCCAUUUCUGUGACUGUGAAGAGCACUCUGGUUCUGCUAAUGCUGCCAAACAAGAAGCUCAUGCUCUUGAAGUACUUGCUGGCGGUGUAGAUGAUCAAGAGUUCAAUAUAAUGCAUAAUGUGAUGAACAAGCUCUUUGCAAAGCAAAACAAGCUGGGCCCCAUAACCGAUGACAAUGAAUUGGUCAAAGGACAACGUUCCACUAGCAUAGAAGAUAAGCUGCCAGUUGAUAAGGAAGUCACAAAUGAGAUCAUUGAUGAUGAUAAUGACGAUGACAUUGUUGAUGAUGAUGAUGACAUUGUUGAUGAUAUUGUUGAUGAUGAUGAUGACUUUGUAAUGAAUCUGACAGUUGGGCGAAAAGAUCAAAUGGAUAACUUCAUGAGUGCAGAAAAUAGAACAAUUGUACAGAACAAGGCUUCCCUAGACAAACCUAGUAAUGUAGCUUCAACGACCAAUGAAAUAUCAAGGAGGAGGAAAUCUUAUUUAAAUGAAGGCGUGGAAAGGGAAAAGAACAGUUCAACUACAUUAGCAAAUGAUCUGGUUAAUGAUGAUAACCUUCUAAUUAACGUGGUAACUGGUUGUACCACGAAGUCAAGGCUAGAGGAGGAGGCAGCUGUAGUGCAUCAGGUUUCCAAAAAGAAACGAGCUGGUAGUGUAACUGAGACAAAUGUUGAACUUCCAAGUAAGAAGAGAAAAUCAUCCACAUCUGAAGGCCAUGAAGCUGUUGUCGUUGUUGCUAAACCAAAGGCAAGAUGGAAUGAGAGGAUGUCUAUUAAACCUGAUCAAUCCUCUGGGAAAGGAAUGAUUGAUUUAAGUAGUCGUAUUUCCAUUCCAUCCGUUGAUAGCACUACUAUAACGUUGGCAGAUGCAGCUUUAACACACGAGGUACCAAAAUUAGAUGAAACGGAAAUGCCUGUAGACAAGAAACAGCCUGAGAAAGAUGAACAUAUUGUGCCAAAUGAGGUAGCAAAAAUAGAUGAAACCGAAAUGCCUGUUGACGAGAAAGAUGAACCUAUUGUGGACAAGACCGAACAAGGCAUUGAAUCAAACUCUUUUGUCGAACAAAGAAGUGAGGAAAUGUAUAAAGAUUCCGAGGGGGAUAAUAAUAAGGAAGCUACUACCAAUAAAGCUGUCAAUUCUGGCAGAGGCGAUUUCUGGCGGAAUAAAUCUUCGUGGAUCAAACUGAUUGGUGGAGAAAACAAUUCUUUUAGCAUCUCACAAAUUUUGCCAACUUCAACAACAUUCGCAAACCAAGAACCCGAGCUGUUGGGAAUAACAACAGGGUUUACACUUUCUGCUAAUAUGGGUGAACAUUUGAAACCGAAGAAUGUGGAAGAAAAGACUGGUCCUAAAAAACAUCCGGCUAUUGUUUCGAAAGAUGUCGUGUCAGCUGAAGUGCCACCUGUGGUAAGCUAUACCAUCGGAGAAACGUGCUCCUUUAUGAAGAGCGACUCUUCGAUGAAAGAGUGGAAGAAGGCUAAAGCCGCAGUUUGCGGAUCAUUCAAGAAAAAGGGUAAGGAGAAGGAAAAAUAGCAAACACAUUAUUCAGUUUCAUAAUUCUUUUUUGUUGUUAUAUUUGGCUGUUACUUUUAUUUAGCAAUCUGAAAAGUUGUUAUUUUGUUAAGUGAUUUAAAGAAAAUUUUGUAUUCGUGUGGGUGUAUUUGAACUUAUUUCUGGUUUAUCUCAAUUUACUACAGUUCAUUUCA